AUGAAUAUUCCCAUAUCUCCACCAGAUUCCGAGGAAUUCCCCGAAAACUCCAACUCACAUCUCAAUCUCUUGUUGAGCGAGGAACUGACACUGCUGUAUAAUAUCCCCCAAGAGACAGCAGCGAAAAUCACCGGGAAUUAUCUAAAGCAGUUUCGAAAAUGCCCGGACAAUUCCGCCUACGAUUUGGAUACCUGGAGGUCAUCCCUGUGGGCAAAAGCCCUGGGGCAGAAGUACUCCCACAUCACGACGAAGAUAUACGAGAGAUGGCUGUACCUGAGGUACUACUACCUGAAAAUGUCACCUGAUACCGUGGAGAUGCUCGUGGAAUUGAGGAAGAAGUACCUGUUAGGACUCAUCACCAAUGGGCCCUCCAGUGCCCAGAGGGAAAAAAUCACGAGACUGGAGCUCUCGCCGUACUUUGACAUCGUCCUCGUCUCUGGGGAUCUCCCCUGGGAGAAGCCCCAGGUGGAGAUCUUCCUCGAGGCGUGUCGAUCCCUGGGUGUACGCCCCAGCAGUUGCAUCAUGGUUGGAGAUAAAUUGGAGAGUGACAUCAAAGGAGGAAUUGAGAGUGGAUUAGCUGGAACUGUCUGGAUUCCUCUGACAGACAAAACUCGACCAUCUGUGGACGAUCCAAAACCUGAUUAUACGAUAAAACACGUGACAGAUCUCAUGGGAAUCCUGAAUAAACGACCUGAUGCACCUGAACUCGAGGACUCGUCCUCCAAUGCCUCUGAUGGCAGCUGA
Messenger RNA from Fopius arisanus, 744 nucleotides. Its product is annotated as N-acylneuraminate-9-phosphatase. Gene Ontology annotation, molecular function: N-acylneuraminate-9-phosphatase activity. Lineage: Eukaryota; Metazoa; Arthropoda; Insecta; Hymenoptera; Braconidae. The transcript is spliced from 3 exons. The record is from RefSeq and is a predicted model, not a curated record. The coding region runs from base 1 to 744 and encodes 247 amino acids. Gene Ontology annotation, biological process: N-acetylneuraminate biosynthetic process; dephosphorylation.